Molecule: messenger RNA, 4034 nt
Organism: Ctenopharyngodon idella (grass carp)
Lineage: Eukaryota; Metazoa; Chordata; Actinopteri; Cypriniformes; Xenocyprididae
Product: rho GTPase-activating protein 24-like
Exons: 10
Coding region: 437-2692 (751 amino acids)
Biological process (GO): activation of GTPase activity; negative regulation of Rac protein signal transduction; wound healing, spreading of epidermal cells
Cellular component (GO): focal adhesion
Molecular function (GO): GTPase activator activity
Source: RefSeq, a predicted model, not a curated record
UCCCUCUGAGGUCGCAGUCAUCCUAUCUGUGUGUAUCGUCAAGGCUCAUGUAGUGUAUGUGACUGUAUGUUAAGGGGCUGAACUCAAAGCCCCCCGUGGCCGUCCUGACUGAGCAAAGGGAGGUUGUCGAAUUCCCCCAGAGACCCCAAUGCAGAUGGUGUGAGCAGUGAGGGGAAAAGUUUAUGACAGCUCUGCUGUUUUCGGUUCACGGUUGCCCCAUGGAGCUUUUUGAUUUUACCGAUGCAGCUAACGACUUUUUACCAGGCUGUUUGACUCAGUAAUGCACUUGUAUCGGACGGAGUCACGUUCUUGAUUGAGUCUUGGAUCACAGUGAAUCCACGUACUGGAUUUGUUUUGGUUUUAUUGGAUUUUUUUCACUUCUUCUGUGGACGUUUUCUGGAUAGCAGUUUUUAAGGGAAGGUCUGUCGGUUUGGUCAUGGAAGAGCAGGCUGGCAGCGCGAGCAACAGCCCUCAGCAUGGCCGCGGAUCAGCCAGGCAGGACGUUCUCCGACGCGGUUGGCUCCGGAAGCAAGGAGGUUUCGUGAAGACCUGGCACACGCGUUGGUUCGUCCUCCGAGGAGACCAGCUACACUACUACAAGGACGAGGAUGAGACCAAGGCUUUGGGCACCAUUUUCCUACCUGGCAACAGAGUCACCGAACAUCCCAGCAAUGGGGAGGAAAGCGGAAAGUUCCUAUUUGAAGUCAUCCCAGGGGGCGACAGGGAGCGAAUGACAUCCAACCAUGAGACGUACCUACUUAUGGCCAGCACACAGAAUGACAUGGAGGAUUGGGUGAAGACCAUCCGCAGGGUGAUAUGGGCCCCAUUUGGAGGAGGAAUCUUUGGUCAGAAGCUGGAAGAGACAGUUCGAUAUGAACGACGUUAUGGCAACAAAAUGGCUCCCAUGCUGGUGGAGCAGUGCGUGGACUUCAUCCGCCGCUGGGGUCUACGAGAGGAAGGGCUCUUCCGUUUGCCUGGACAAGCCAACCUCGUCAAAGAGCUUCAGGAUGCUUUCGACUGUGGAGAGAAGCCGUCUUUCGACUGUAACACAGACGUUCACACCGUGGCAUCCUUGUUGAAGCUGUACUUGAGAGAGCUGCCUGAGCCAGUCAUCCCGUUCUGUAAAUAUGAAGAGUUUCUGGCCUGCACCAAACUCCUCAGCAAAGACCAGGAUGAAGGAAUGAAGGAAUUAAGAAGACAAGUAGAAGGUCUACCUCUGGUGAACUACAAUCUGCUUAAAUACAUAUGCAAGUUUUUGGAUGAAGUUCAGUCCUACUCAGGUGUGAAUAAAAUGAGUGUACAGAAUCUGGCUACGGUCUUUGGGCCAAAUAUUCUGAGGCCAAAGGUUGAGGACCCGGUGACUAUAAUGGAAGGCACAGUACUGGUCCAGCAGUUGAUGGCCGUUCUGAUCGGCCGGCUUGAUGUUCUUUUCCCACCUGAAGAGGAACAUACUAGCACGCUGGAACUGGUUAAUAAUAACAAUAUUGAUACACAGAAACGGCCUACAAAUGGUCAGCUACAAAACAAAGAGAACAAUAACACCAGUGGGGUGCGACAAUGCACCUGGGAUGCACCCGAAUCACCCACCCGGGCUCCUCUGGACAAUGGCUCUCCACGCUCAGGCAGCCCACGUAAUGGUUUUACAGGACAGCGAUUCGAGGUGACCCGCAGUCCACCACUGGCGGUGAAAAAGAACCCGGCUUUCAGCAAAGGCAGUGGGAUUGUCACUAACGGAUCGUUCAGCUCGUCGUCAUCGUCCUCGGGUGACGCCAAUCAGGAAAAGUGUCAGACUCUACCAAAUAUGGGCACCCUGCAUGCCCGUCGGACGGGCGCAAUAAAGGGCUCGGGCACUAAGAUGGGGGUUCAGAAUGGUGUCGUUCGAAUGGGUGUAUCCAGCACUGACGUGACGAAUGGGACUCUGAAUGGGCGGAAUGGACUCUGGGUGCCCAAUGGUCAUGUUACAAUGCGCGAGGCUAAAAGUCGAGACGCCGAGAACCAGCCGAACCGUCUGUCCACAUAUGACAACGUCCACAUCCAUCAGCAGCAGACAACACAGCCCAGUCUGAGCAGCAGCUGUGAGGACAAACAGAGCGUGGAUAGCGCCACAUGGUCCACCUCGUCUUGCGAGAUCUCCUUACCGGAAAACUCAACCUCCUGCCGCUCUUCUACGACCACGUGCCCAGAGCAGGACUUCUUUGGCAACAACUUCGAGGAUCCUUUGUUGGACGGGCCGGUACAGGAGGACAACGCACUGGCAGUGGAUGACAGGGAGCAGCGGACCAGUAUUGGAGGAGGCCGGGGAAGCAGAGGAACCAGCAGCAGCGAUAACAGUGAAACGUUUGCCAUCACAAAUGGACCGACCAACCACAGUGCACUGCACAGCCUGGUGGCCAGCCUCAAACAAGAAAUGCUCAAGCAGAAGAAUGAAUACGAGGCCAGGAUCAAGAGUCUGGAACAUCGAAAUCUAGAGUUGGAGACCGUAAUGGCGAAUCUACAUGAAGAGCUGGACCAGGAGAAGAAGAAAUACACCAUGGUGGAGAUCAAGCUGAGGAACGCCGAGCGAGCCAAGGACGAUGCAGAAAAGAGAAACGAGAUGUUGCAGAAAGAGAUGGAGCAGUUCUUCUCCACCUUCGGAGACCUGACCGCAGACCCGCGACGGCCCGACAGAGCCAACACCAUCUGGAUCCAGUGAGCCGUUUCAUUCACACUUGUGUUGAGGACAGUCUACCAUUAACAUUACACUGUGUGGGCCGUGCUCAGACAGAACGUGACUAAAUCAACCUUCAUGGCAUCUCCUCAGCCGCUGUCACCUGUCCGUUCAAUGCAAAGUUUCGACACGGCUGAGCGAAGCCCAUUGAGCCAAAUUUUGGACCAGUCAUGAGAUUGCUGUUGGAUUGAACCGGUGGAAUUCAUGAAGAAGGAUGAUGGGAUGAUGCAGCUUGGAUUUUAAGGUAAAAGAUGUCAUGAUGAGUGUCAAACCAAAAGAAGGGGAUGUGACAGAAAAUGAGUGUCAAACAGAAAGAAGCGGAUUCUGACUCUAAAUAAUGACAGAAAACCUUUGCUCUGAAAGUGAAUGGUAAGAUGAACUCAGUUGAAUGUGAGAAAAUGAAUGACAAGAAUGAACAAUGAGUCUUAGAUGAUGGGAAUCUCCUGAAGGACGACAGAACCACGAAUGUCACUCGUAUUUCUUCUUGUGAUCCAACCAAAUGUGUCCUUGAGCUGUCAUGUAUCCUCUUGUGUAUAUAAAGGCGAAACAAUGUUAAAAAUUCCACGAUGAAAAACAAAUGUCUGUAUAAUUGCAAAUUAAAGUAAUGUUUAAUGUACGUAUUGAUAUUUAAACAGAAUUCUCAAUGUGUUACAUAUAAAUUUUAUAUCAAGGCUUUUCCUUGCACUUAAGCAUACGAGUUGCUGUUGUUUUUAGUAUGGUACAAAUAUGAGAUGUGGCAAACAUUUGAGUAUCAUUUAGUCUUCCCUGUUGCUUUUUUGCAUAAAUUUACCACUGCAAAUAAACAUUUUCUUCAUCAGUAUUAAAAAUAAUUCUUUUUUUAAAGCAUAAAUCUAACAAUUUAGGGAGGUUUUUGCUUUAAACAAAUAACUUUUGGCCAGUGGCGCAAAAUAAUACAUUCAUACAUUAUUUGAAAAAUGUCUCAGACAAAAUGUAAGAGUUUUAAGGUAUUUUUAUUGGGAAAAGACAAAAAUACUGAUGGAGAACAUGAUUUUUUGCAGUGCAUGCUGAUGCCAUGUGACCAAAACCAAGUAGACAAGGAAACCUGUAAAUACUUGUAAAAACGGGGCAAACGCUGUUGCCUGUCUUUGUCAUUUGUGCCUGUCGCACAUCAUUUGCUUUCAGCGGUGCUAGACGGGAGGAAGUCUGUUAAAAUGAAGACUAAAGACUUGACGAUUCAAACCCGAUGGGGUUUGUUCAUCUCUCGGACCACGUGUCUGUGCGUUUGGGGUCAUUUGCCUUGUCUUGUCUUCUACUGUAGCUUGAUGCAUUCAGUGAAAUGCGAUAACAAUUAAAUUAUGUGACCUCA